UAUAUAAUUUUAAAAAUUUAUAUUGUAAUUAAUAUUAAUAUCGUUAAUGAUAUCAAUCGUUAUUCCUUGAUUAAAAUAUAUAGUAGACAACCACACGGAGAAGAAACAUUGAGAUUGUCUCUUCCGGCACCAGAAUUAGAGCUUGGAACACCACCUAGACUUUGUUAUCCUCUAGUAAUCUUUCUAACUCGUAGGGAUACAGGAGAUCCUCAUCCAGACGAGACGGUGGCUCUAGUAAAUGUUGUCCAUAUCAAAGAUAGCGUAUGCACACUACCCACUUCGAUUCUGGCGCAAUAUCUCAAGCAAGCUAACGGACAAUUAUCUUGUCUUAAACAAUUAUAUUUAGCCACCGGCAAUUCAACGAAUUAUGACGAAGGAGAUAUGUCUUCGGGUCUAGGUUCAGCUCUGGCCCUUGCAGAGCCUUGUAACAACAACGGUAGUACAACUAGGGGCGCAUUGGUUGCCUCCGGUACUGGCGAUCCCGAGGGAUCGCUAUGGAACACAGCUGGAGAACAACUUUGCGUUGUUUGCCAAUACUUUCCUCUGUCACGUGCUCUAUUGCCUUGCAGGCAUACCUGCAUCUGUGCAUCCUGUUUUGGCAAACUAGAUCGAUGUCCAAUGUGUAGAAGUCCAAUAAAAAGUUAUUUUUGUAUCAGGGGCGAGGAAUAUAUGCCCUUGGAGACAGAAAUUAAUCCUUGCAAACAGAGACAACCAAAUCAUGGACCCACUCAUUGGCUUCACGAUUGGAACGAUAGACUCACAGAUUUUCUUGGAUUUGCACGAUAGAAUAGUUGGUAUUUUCUCGUUUCAUUUAGAAUGUACAACGUAUAUAGAAAAUACGACGGAACAAACAAUAGUAAUUGUUUGAAAUUGAUUGAAAGAAUUAUGGAUUUUGAAAAAUACUUUUGUAAAGAUUUUUCUUUCUUUAAUUCUUGCAAAUUUAAUUUAUAUAAUAAUAAAAAAAAGAUAAUUGCAUAAGAUUAAUUCUCAGAAAGAAAUACACAAAAAAAGAGGCAAGAUAUUAAUUUAUAUGGAGUAAACUAGGAAGAUUUUUUUACAGAAUGAUAUAAAAGUUUUUUUUUUCUUUUAAUUAAAACGCUAGUUGUGCAGAGUGAAUCAAAAUUGUAAUCAUUUGAUUUUUUGAAUUUAUUAUUUAUAUAAUUUUCAAAAAAUCAUUAUAUCUAUCGUUUAUUUUUACAACUUUUUGAUAUCUUUCAACUCUAUCCUAGAGAUCAAGUUUUUUUAUCAAGCGUUUAAAUAAUCUUUCACAAUUGAGGAAUUUAAAAAAAAAAAUAGAAAAAUUAUAAGCGUCCAAAUAAAAAAAAAAAAUGAAAAAUAUUUGAUAAAGAAAAAGAGACAUGAAGGAAAGUUUCAGAUUUUUAUCACAUAACGUUGUAUAAAUACUUAAGCUGUAAAUACAAAAUACAAAUAAGACAUAUUCAUUUUCGAGAUAUAACUAAUAAUUAAGUUAUUGAUAUUAUUUCAUAUGAUAUACAGGUUUAUUCAGUAGUUAUAGAAACAUUAGUUCCAAUAUGCAUGCCUUUAAAGUAUUCUUUUUCCAUCUUUUUUUGUAUCUUAUGAAUUAAAAAAAUUUUUUUUUCAUAAUGUUCUGCUGUUCAUGUGCAACGAUAAAGCUAACUUUCCUGAGACUUUUUUCAGAACAACAUCACACAGAAAAAUAAUGUUGUUAAAUUAAUUUAAGAAGGAUCUUACAUUAAUGUUUAAACUAUAAAUACACAGACUGUGAUAAUUCUAAUAUCUAUUAUUAUAAACCAGAUAUGUAAAAGAGUCCUGAAUGGAGGACAUCAUAUAAAAGAAGGAAUUGGAGUGGUACAAAAAAGAACAUGAAAUCAUUUUCAGAUUUCAUAUUUGAUAUAUAUAUUGUAUGUCACCAAUUUUUUUUAUAUCUUUUAGGCACUUGCAUAAAGAUUGAUGAUACUCUCUUAUUUAGGAUUUAUAAUAUAAUUAGAAUUUCAUAUUUUUCACAUAAAAUUUGUUUUAUUUCGUUUUUUGACAACAAAAUUAGCAAAAUGAUAUUUUAAGAAAUUACUUACUUGUGAUAAAUACAUAAAAUAUAUAUUUGCAAAUCUCAAUAUGCAAAAGAAUGGGAGUAUUUGGAACUAUAUAUGUUAAUUCAAAGAGUAAAGGCCUCUAAAGUCAAUGUAUUGUAGUCGAAGAUUUUCAUAGAAUAAUUUAUAUUUUAUUUAGUGCGUAUAGCGUUUUGAUGAUGCGGCAAUGUCUGUAUGUGAGAAUCUGUAUAUAAUUUAUUUAAUAAAGCGUAUUCAUGCUGUCA
Messenger RNA from Apis dorsata (giant honeybee), 2293 nucleotides. Its product is annotated as cell growth regulator with RING finger domain protein 1-like. The record is from RefSeq and is a predicted model, not a curated record. Gene Ontology annotation, biological process: negative regulation of cell growth. The annotation marks the transcript as partial. The transcript has 3 exons. Lineage: Eukaryota; Metazoa; Arthropoda; Insecta; Hymenoptera; Apidae.